CCUCAGAAGAGUUCAGAAGGACGAUGGAGGGAGCCGGUGUUGGAAGGAUUUACUUUCCUGACACGGAGCUAUGAAAAAAACCACACUUAUUCUCACAAAUUUCGGACGUGUUUGACACCGUAGCCUCGACAUGGAGCCAUAAUGGUGCGUAAAUCUCCAGAAACACGUCGGAGCGGUGGAGUUUUCUUCUCCCAAACUGGAAUAACAAACACUCGAUGCAGAUAGAGACGUCUCACCAGUCAACAUGUCUACCAGUUCAGUCAGUCAACCCUCCAGACAGGAGAGAAAAGGCAGUUUCUUCAAGUUGAUUGAUUCGUUUGCUUGGGAAAUUGGCACAUUGAAGAAGGAGAUGGGGAAUAAGACGGAGCCAGCAGCAGCAGAAGAAGAACAACAUAAAACAGAUACACUCAUUGGGCUUGGUGAGGAGGUGGGGGGCCUCUUCCUUCAGGCCACACCCUGCACCGGGAUGAGCGCCGGUUUAGCUGGAGUGAGAGAUUCGGGCUACGACUCCCUACACAGGCGGCUGAGCGUUCUGGACAGGCUGGUGCAGACGCAUGCGGUGUGGCUGCAGCUCGGCCUCAGCCACAUGGACGCCAUACAGAUACUGCAGAACCAGCCCACUGGGACCUUCGUGGUGAGGAAGUCGAUCAGUCUGCAGAGAAAAGUCAUCUCCCUCCGCAUGGACAAAGACUCAGCUGUUCCCAUCAAAGACUUCCCUGUGAAGGAGAGCCAGUACACUUUCUCUUUGGAGGGAUCAGGCCUGAGCUUUGCCGACCUUUUCCGUCUCGUGGCCUUUUGCUGCAUCAGCAGGGAUGUGUUACCCUUCACCCUGAAGCUUCCAGAGGCCGUCGCUUCAGCCAGGACCUCUGCGGACCUGGAGGAGAUCGCUAAACUCGGAGCAGGCUUCUGGGAUACUCAGAGGAGGAAGAGUUCAUCCUCAUCAGGAAUAGUAGCCCCCAACCGACCACCUCCACCUGCUCAGAGACCUGUCUCCGUGGCGACCUCCCCAGGGCGCCCUCGGCUUAGAACUCGCACUCCGUCUGAGCUCGAUUGUUGCCAAUCCAACGGGGCGCUUUGCUUCAUCAACCCCCUCUUCAUUAAGAUCCACCAACCAGAGAACGGCAGCACAGACCAGGAUCCCAAGGAUGAACCUGUCACCAGCAGUGUAGACGACAACAGCAAAAAACGCGCGGACCAGGUCUGUGGCGAAGGUGGGAAUUCAGGUCUGAGUAGCUCAGAGGUGCCAGACCAUAAGAGCCAAAGCAGCAGCGCAGACACAGCGUCACGGUCUCCACCUCCUCGUCCGCCACCACCUCGUUUCACCCAACGCCGCUCAGCUCCUCCCAUCCGACAGCGCAGCAUGCCGGAGAAGGUCGCCUGGAUCAAUACCCCCAAGGAGAAGGUGGAGGAGAGGGAGCCAGGGAGCCUCCUCUCUCGCCUUGGCUCCUCCCUCAGCAUCAGCCCCUCGUCGUCCCCUCCCAAAAGACGUAGCAUCAGCUCGCCCAUCUCCAUCCCCCGGCCCUCGCUGCCUCUCUCCUUCCCGUCCUUGUCCUCAUCUCCACGCCGGUCCAAAACCUCGCCUUCGUCCCAUCAGGAGGACGCCCAGUGCCACUUAGCUCUGGAGGAGCGGACCAUAGAGAAGGCCCUCAUUAGAGCCAAACAGUCUCAGCGAAAGGCGAUGGUGACCAGCAGCGACGCCUCCCCGAUGACGGCGAGCAAACAGAAUGGAGAAGAAGAAGCGGGCGUGGAGUGCAACGGAGGCGGUCAGCGUCUGAGCGAUAUGAGCAUCUCCACGGAUUCCUCAGACUCUCUGGAUUUCUCCCAGUCCUCCGCCUUUUUCCUGCCCCCUCUCCACGACCCCAGCCCCCCUACCGAGGCUGACAUGGACAUCCAACUGCCCCUGUCCCUCCCCCCGUCCCACCUGCCGUACAACAGCAUGGAGGAAGACGACGAUGACGAUGAUGAGGAGGAGGAGGAAGAGCCCGAUUACGGCGUCAGCCUGGAAAGCGACCAGGAUCAGGACCAGGACCUGACCAUGGUACCCCCGGGCCAUCGCACCAAGCGGCGACCCAGCGCCAGGGCCUUGGUCCUCCAGAAGGCCCUGCAAGGACGCCUGCGCAAGAUGAGCGGCGUUUUCAACUCGCUGCUGACACCAGAGAAGAGGGCGAUCCGCAGGGUGCUGGAGCUGUCCAGAGACAAGGGCUCGUACUUUGGCUGCCUGGUGCAGGACUACCUGAGCUACAUGGGCGAGGGGGCGGAGACCCAGGCCUGGCAGGGAUACGCCUCCGGACUGGAGCUGCUGCAGACGCUGCGCCAGUUCAUCACCCAGAUGAAGAGCUACCUGCGACAGAGCUCCGAGCUGGAGCCGCCCAUCGAGAGCCUCAUCCCUGAAGACCAGAUCGACGGGGUUCUGGAAAAGGCCAUGCACAAAUGCGUCCUGAAGCCCCUCAAACCGGUGGUGAGCGCCGCCCUGCAGGAGUACCAGGUGCGCAGCGGGGCAUGGCAGGAGCUGAAGGAGAACCUGUCACUGGCCAAAGCCCGGCAUCCGCAAGAAAUGGGCGUCGCCGACACACUGCCGCCGGACCCAGUCGCCAUCGAGAAGAUCAAACACAAGUUUCACACAAUGUGCAAACUGUACUCGCCGGAGAAGAAAGUCACCAUGCUGCUGAGAGUCUGCAAACUCAUCUACACCAUUAUGGAGGACAACUCAGGUCGUCUCUAUGGCGCUGAUGACUUCCUGCCCAUGUUGACCUACGUGUUGGCUCAGUGCGACAUGCCGCAGCUGGACAACGAGAUCCUGUACAUGAUGGAGCUGUUGGACCCCUCCCUGCUCCACGGAGAAGGUGGUUAUUAUCUGACCAGCGCCUACGGAGCCAUGUCUCUGAUCAGGAACUUCCAGGAGGAGCAGGCGGCCCGAGUGCUGAGCUCCGAAACCAGAGACACCCUGCACCAGUGGCACCGGCGACGCACCACCCAGCGCUCUGCACCCACCAUCGACGACUUCCAGAACUACCUUCGGGUGGCGCUGCAGGAGCUGGACAGCGGCUGCACAGCCAAGACGCUCCAGGUGCGACCGUACGCCACCGCCGAGGAGGUGUGUCAGCUCUGCGCCUCCAAGUUCAAAGUGUCGGACCCCGAGAACUACAGCCUGUUCCUGCUGACGGAGGGCACCAGCCAGCAGCUGGCCCCCGACACCCACCCGCAGAAGAUCAAAGCCGAACUGCACAGCCGCCAGCAGGCCACGCCCUUCCACUUCGUCUACCGCCGCGUGGCUCUCCCGGACGACCACGCCACGACCUCUGACCUCCAGACCAACCUGAACCACCUCGACACGGCCCGCUCCUCCCAUCACGGCCUCAGCCCCUCCCUCAGCCUCAGCCUGCCGCCCAGCCACCUCAACGCCAACUCCAUCUCCGUCUGACUCGGCUCUUUGUCUCUAUUAUCGCCGCUCGUCGCCGGGUCUGUCAAUAGGAGCCGGAUUGUGUGGAGGCCUCAGUGCCGUGACAGUCUUCACAAAGGCCGACUUCUGCUUUUUGAUGACACGUCUGUCUCAACAUCCCCCUCAGCGGAAAGUUUUUCCUGACAGACACGAACGAAAGAGGAAAAGAAAGACAGGAGGGAAGGAAAUGACAGAUGGGGUGGUUUUCAUUCCUCGGCUCUGGUUGUAAACAGUGAAGACACCAAGUUUGUGGAUGUAAUGGAUGUACUCACUGUCCUGCGUUGAUGCUGGUGCUUCAGCUGCUGAUUCUGGAUCAGCUGCAAGAGGGAAACAGAGACUCAUCACUUUAAAUACACAACCCACUUUUAGUAGGAGGACUUUUUUUGUUGCAGUUGCUGGUAAACUGUUGUGAUUGUUGUUAUUUUAAUGUGUAUUGAAACCGUUCAACCUGUAGAUCGUAGUGACACCUAGUGGUGACUCAAGCACAUUGUGUGUUUUUUGUAUUUUCCCAGAUUUCUACUA
This is a messenger RNA of Sphaeramia orbicularis (orbiculate cardinalfish), 3961 nucleotides long. RefSeq names its product Ras and Rab interactor 2a (gene rin2a). The transcript has 12 exons. Gene Ontology annotation, molecular function: small GTPase binding; guanyl-nucleotide exchange factor activity. Bases 245 to 3421 code for a protein of 1058 amino acids. Gene Ontology annotation, cellular component: cytosol; endocytic vesicle. Gene Ontology annotation, biological process: vesicle-mediated transport; signal transduction. Lineage: Eukaryota; Metazoa; Chordata; Actinopteri; Kurtiformes; Apogonidae. The record is from RefSeq and is a predicted model, not a curated record.